Molecule: messenger RNA, 711 nt
Organism: Stylophora pistillata
Lineage: Eukaryota; Metazoa; Cnidaria; Anthozoa; Scleractinia; Pocilloporidae
Product: ubiquinol-cytochrome c reductase complex assembly factor 2
Biological process (GO): mitochondrial respiratory chain complex III assembly
Cellular component (GO): mitochondrial matrix
Source: RefSeq, a predicted model, not a curated record
AUUUUCGUCACGAUUAGCCGCCGGCUGGCCCGAGCAACCAGGCAAUGUGAGCCUUCUAUCAGCGGACGUACGCAUGAAUUCAACAUGGCGUCAAGGCAAGCGCUCGCACCUAAACUUUAUAAAAGGUUUUUGCAAGUUUGUGAGCAAUGGCCGGUCGAUCAGAAUCGAUUAGGAAGGGAUCUUGGAGAACAUCUGAAAGGGAAUCUCGUGCCUCGCAUAAAAAAUUCCCAGAUUGACCCAAAAGAGGCUGAAAAAAUGCUUGACAGUCUCUUAAAGAUAAGUUCAAACUACUACAGAAACAAGUACCCCAGGCAAAAAGAAACAGCAUUUACUACAAAUAGUGUACAGGAUUGUCAGGAAGCUGCAUCAUAUUAUCUGUCAUCAGAUUUUCAGAAGAAAUCGAAACAGCAAAGUUGGUGGGAGAAACUGAUUCGUAAGAAGCCAACUGCCAGUUAAAACAGUGCUCUAGUUGCACUGAUUCCAAAUGCUGAAUGGAGAAAGUUGUCACUUGAUGUCAAAAUAAUUAGCAUGCAGUGGUUUUGCAUAUGCCUGCCUCUUAACCCUUGACACCCUAAUAUCAGCCUUCAUAUUCUCCAUACUGUUCACUAUACAUUUCUUAAGGUGCUGACAAGGAGAAUUUGUUUCAGAAUCAGACUUGGCAAUCAUUUCCUCUUAAUUAUUCUCCUGAUCACAAUGUGUGAUUCAGGGGGG